Psylliodes chrysocephalus is the source of this 609-nucleotide messenger RNA. NCBI's taxonomy places the organism in Eukaryota, Metazoa, Arthropoda, Insecta, Coleoptera, Chrysomelidae. The record is from the annotation of a GenBank genome assembly.
AUGUUUUUACCAAGUACAGUUACAAAUGUACCUCAAGAUAUAGAUGCAGCUACAACCUCAGAUUUAGAAGAACCUCAUUCAUCCACAACAGUUAUUUUAGAACCAGCAUUGCCAGAAGAAAAGUCUGCAGCAGAAAUGUUAUUAAAUAUAUCGUCUUUACCACAUAGAAAUACAAGAAAAUGUGAUGAAGAAAAUGCGGACAACUUUAGUCUACACUCAUCUUCGAGCGAGGCAUCUUUAUCUACGCUUUUAAGAAAAGAAGUAGAAGAACGCCAAGAGGAAGAAGAAGAAGCCUUUAAACCUGUGACUAAAAAGCAAAUAGGCGAUUUGGCAAUUGUUAAAUUCUGUACAAAAAAGUCAGUAAAAUAUUUUGUGGGUAAUAUUUUGUCAUUUAAUGACUAUGGAGAAGCUGUUGUUAGUUUUAUUAGGAAAGCGUCAGACCGUACAGGCAUAACGACUUUCCAUUUCCCAUCUCAAGAAGACAUUACAGAUGUUAUGGAAGAUGACAUAAUCUACAUUUUGCCGAAACCAACCAUUGGACGCAGAGGAGAAGUGCUUUUUUUAGUAGGAGCUUUCAUUCUGUUAUGCUGUCAUUUGUUUGUUUUUUAG